AGGCGGAGCUGGGUGAGGCGGGGCUGACUGCGGCGUCUACGAGCCGGUCUGGGCGGCCCCAGUGUUUUGGGGCCUGGGAACUGUGGGAGGAGCCGGCGGCCUCACCUUGGUAACCACAUCACUGCCCCGGCUCGGUCUUGCAGGCCUCCGCACUGUCAUCGCCUUUGGGGGCCCGGGGACUUUGGCCACCGUUUCCGGAAGUAGCUCUGCAGGCCUCUUUGAGGCACCCCCAUCCUCCCCACGCCGUCGCCGCCGCCGCCAUGCAGGGGGAGGACGCCAGAUACCUCAAAAGGAAAGUUAAAGGAGGAAAUAUUGAUGUACAUCCAUCAGAAAAAGCACUCAUUGUUCAAUAUGAAGUGGAAGCUACCAUUCUUGGAGAAAUGGGGGAUCCCAUGUUGGGAGAACGAAAAGAAUGCCAAAAAAUCAUUCGUCUUAAGAGUCUCAAUGCCAACACAGAUAUAACUUCCCUGGCACGGAAGGUGGUUGAAGAAUGUAAACUCAUUCAUCCCUCAAAACUAAAUGAGGUAGAGCAGCUGUUGUACUAUCUCCAGAACCGCCGAGAUUCCUUGUCAGGAAAGGAAAAAAAAGAAAAAACAAGCAAACCUAAAGAUCCACCUCCUUUUGAAGGAAUGGAGAUUGAUGAAGUUGCUAACAUUAAUGAUAUGGAUGAAUACAUUGAGUUAUUGUAUGAAGAUAUACCUGACAAGGUUCGGGGUUCUGCUUUGAUCCUGCAACUUGCUCGAAAUCCUGAUAACUUGGAAGAACUACUAUUAAAUGAUUUAGGUCAGCCUCUUGUUAACUCCAACUGGCAAGGCUGCUGCACAUUACUGCCACAUCUCAACAACUUUUCUCAGUUUCAUGGACUUAUCACUCACUAUAAAAUUGGAGCUUUGUGUAUGAAUAUCAUUGAUCAUGAAUUAAAAAGACAUGAGCUUUGGCAAGAAGAACUUUCUAAGAAGAAGAAAGCUGUUGAUGAAGACCCUGAAAACCAAACUUUGAGAAAAGAGUAUGAAAAAACCUUUAAAAAAUACCAGGGGCUUGUGGUAAAACAGGAACAGCUCUUACGAGUUGCUCUUUAUUUGCUUCUGAAUCUUGCUGAGGAUACACGCACAGAACUGAAGAUGAGGAAUAAGAACAUAGUUCACAUGCUGGUGAAGGCUCUUGAUCGGGACAAUUUUGAGCUGCUUAUUCUGGUUGUGUCAUUCUUGAAGAAACUCAGCAUUUUUAUGGAGAACAAAAAUGAUAUGGUGGAAAUGGAUAUUGUUGAAAAACUGGUAAAAAUGGUACCUUGUGAGCAUGAAGACCUGCUGAAUAUCACCCUCCGACUUUUAUUAAACCUGUCCUUUGACACAGGACUGAGGAAUAAGAUGGUACAAGUUGGACUGCUUCCCAAACUCACUGCACUCCUAGGCAAUGAAAACUACAAACAGAUAGCAAUGUGUGUACUUUACCACAUAAGCAUGGAUGACCGCUUUAAAUCAAUGUUCGCAUAUACUGACUGUAUACCACAGUUAAUGAAGAUGCUCUUUGAAUGUUCAGAUGAACGAAUUGACUUGGAACUGAUUUCUUUCUGCAUUAAUCUUGCUGCUAAUAAAAGGAAUGUACAGCUUAUCUGUGAAGGAAAUGGGCUAAAGAUGCUCAUGAAGAGAGCUCUGAAGUUCAAGGACCCACUGCUAAUGAAAAUGAUUAGGAACAUUUCUCAGCACGAUGGACCAACUAAAAACUUAUUUAUUGAUUAUGUUGGGGAUCUUGCAGCCCAGAUCUCUAAUGAUGAAGAGGAGGAGUUUGUGAUUGAGUGUUUGGGAACACUUGCAAACUUGACCAUUCCAGACUUAGACUGGGAAUUGGUGCUGAAGGAGUACAAGCUGGUUCCAUACCUCAAGGAUAAACUAAAACCAGGUACUGCAGAAGAUGACCUCGUUUUGGAAGUAGUGAUAAUGAUUGGAACUGUGUCUAUGGAUGACUCUUGUGCUGCAUUGCUAGCCAAGUCUGGGAUAAUCCCUGCACUCAUUGAACUGCUGAAUGCUCAACAAGAAGAUGAUGAAUUUGUGUGCCAGAUAAUUUAUGUCUUCUAUCAGAUGGUUUUCCACCAAGCCACGAGAGAUGUCAUAAUUAAAGAAACACAGGCUCCAGCAUAUCUGAUAGAUCUGAUGCAUGAUAAAAAUAAUGAAAUCCGAAAGGUCUGUGAUAAUACAUUAGAUAUUAUAGCGGAAUAUGAUGAAGAAUGGGCUAAGAAAAUUCAGAGUGAAAAGUUCCGCUGGCAUAACUCUCAGUGGCUGGAAAUGGUAGAGAGUCGUCAGAUGGAUGAGAGUGAGCAAUAUUUGUAUGGUGAUGAUCGAAUUGAGCCUUACAUCCAUGAAGGAGAUAUUCUUGAAAGACCUGACCUUUUCUACAGCUCAGAUGGGCUAAUUGCCUCUGAAGGAGCCAUAAGUCCAGAUUUCUUCAAUGAUUAUCACCUUCAAAAUGGAGAUGUGGUUGGGCAGCAUUCAUUUCCUGGCAGCCUUGGAAUGGAUGGCUUUGGCCAGCCCAUUGGCAUUCUUGGACGCCCAGCCACAGCGUAUGGAUUCCGCCCUGAUGAACCUUACUACUAUGGCUACGGAUCUCGAUAAAGUCGUCCCUUUCCAUAUGUGCUCUUAGCUUAGAAGAAACCUGUGUGGGUUGGGUUGACUUGUAAUAUUGAGCUAAUAAUGCAUGUUGAUGCUAUUGCAGGUCUGUGCUUGUUUUUUAUUGUUUCAUGUUGUUAGCUGCAGGUUAACUGCAACCCUAUGUCCCCUGUUAAGUAGAGUGAAUGCUUGACACUGUUCAUCAUCAAGCCAUAUUUUGAUGCUGGAUAACAUUUCCCUUGAGACUCAGAAGUGGAUGCUGAAAAGCAACUAGACUGGAAAACAAACACUACAUUAUGUACAUUAAGUGACUAAUUUAAUUUCUAUUAAAAAGAAACAUAAAGUACAAAUGAAUUAGAGAAAGUCAUGUGUUUCUAUUUAAUGUGUUUCAUUAGGAGUUACAUGCUUAUAUAGGGUGCAUAUGAAUUUUAUUUUUCCCUGCCUCUUUUCCCCCCUUGUAAACUCUUGAGUAUUUCAUGUGGCAUAUGCUUCCCUGAAAAUUUAUAAAAAGACGUCACCUUUUUAUUCCAUGCCAUGUGCCUGAAAGGUUGCUUCCCAGAGUAAUUAACUAUGAGUUUUCAAUUAACAAUGGAACAUAUGCCGUAUGUUGUUGUAUAUGAGUAUAGUCUCUUCAACCAUUUGCAUUCAUGUCUUUCUGAUUUUAAUAUAGAAAGUCUGGGACAUCUAUUAGUAUGCAUGAAACUAGAUUAGUAUUGGGCUUUUAAAUUUUAUGAUUUGUGAAAUUUAAAGUAUGGAAAAGCUAAUUUUCCUCUCUUGAGGAAAAUUAAGAACAAUAUUUUGCUCACUAAGAUACUUGUUUCCCAUUUGUUCACUUGUUGUUAUAAGAUAGAUUUAGGUAGUAAGAAAUGGAAAGACUUUAUAAUUAAUCAUGAGUUUUAAAAAUAGCUCAAUGUUAUAAUGCUUAAAAUUUACUUAAGCAAGUAAAAUAGCAAUAAUCUGUAGCUAUUUCCUUGAGCACUUGCUGUGGAAGGAAUUAUGUAAGGCUUUGAAGGGAAUGCAUAGAUCAAAGACAACUUCUGUCCUUGAGUUUUAGAUCUCAUUGAUCUACUGCACUAUUUAUUGUCUUGAUUUAUAUUUAAGGAACAGUAGAGCUGGAAAGAGCCUUUGAAAUAACUCAGUCUAUCUACCUAUUUGAGAAACCAAUCACAUAAAAAUGUUCAAUAUAAUCAACAGUUUUUUAAACUACUGCUUAUAUCUAAGAAUAUGAUACUUCUGAGGGAAUAUGUAACUCUGAAAUAUGAUUUGUGUCUUUGAACUUACAACCUAAUUGAUCUUUCUGAAAACUUACAUUUGUCUUAGUUUCUAUUUCAAUCAUAGAAUAUUAAAACUGGAAAAGGCCCUAAAA
This is a messenger RNA of Myotis brandtii (Brandt's bat), 3969 nucleotides long. RefSeq names its product kinesin-associated protein 3 (gene KIFAP3). Gene Ontology annotation, biological process: cilium organization; microtubule-based movement. Gene Ontology annotation, cellular component: axoneme; ciliary transition zone; kinesin II complex. Bases 261 to 2609 code for a protein of 782 amino acids. Lineage: Eukaryota; Metazoa; Chordata; Mammalia; Chiroptera; Vespertilionidae. Gene Ontology annotation, molecular function: kinesin binding. The transcript is spliced from 20 exons. The record is from RefSeq and is a predicted model, not a curated record.